GACCCGCGGAGGCUGGUCAGCUCAGCGGCUGCUGCCACUGCCAGUCCGGGCGUCGACCGCGCUGUCGUUGCUCGGCGAGUCCCUCCCUCCCUCGCUCCCUCUCUCUCGGCGUGUGUGGCGGACGGCCUUGCCCUUCCCGGCGGAGGCGAGUCGACGACAUGUAGGGAGGCUUCCUCUACCGUUAGUCCGUCAGCACUGUCAUUCACUGCCAAUCUGACCGCUGUCCCUCUUCUACCGGGAGCCGGUGUCGGCAGGCCCCAUCCUCGGGGAGCCGCUGGCAUUCUCCUCCACCCCUUGGGUCUGGGAGCCGAGGGGGAUGGAGUACUGACCCGCCUCAGCACCUACCGUUCUGGAUGUGGGAAGCCUGUUGUAUACUGGAAUGAAACAAUCUUGAAUCUUGAAUAUGCAAUUAAAAGGGAAGCCGAGCCCUUUAAUGGAUCAAUUCAAGGCUGGUAGAAUGAAACUUUGCAUGUUUUUGCAGUUUACGUUUUUGGUCCUCUCAUUAUCUGGAUGUGAUCCUAUUUUUGCUCAAAACAUUGAUUCAUGUGGCUCCAUUUCUUCCAGCAGACUGGUUGCAAAUGUGGGCUCAAGCCACAACAUAACCUGCUCAUUUUGUGAAGCUGGAGCAGCUGACAAGGUACAAUGGAUAUAUGGUGAUAGUCCACUCUCCAGGAGCCAAUUCACAAAGAUCAACUCCAGUGCCAGUGUGGCAAUGUUGAUUAACCUUGGCCUAACCAGCAGGCAAGGAGAGAAUCUGACAUGUGUUUCUGAAAAAGAGUCCAACAUCAUGUUAGUUCAAACUGGAUAUCCUCCAGAUGCCCCUCGGGACCUGAAAUGUAUAACUCAUAACUUCAGUAAAAUCAACUGUUCAUGGAACCGAGGAAGAGACACAAAUAUAGAAACCAGCUACAUCAGCUGUCUCAAGUCAUCAAAUAACUGCACAAAAGUGGGAAAGGCUAACUUUGUUGAAUAUGAUUUCUUAAUAUUUAACACUAUGAUAAUACAGAUAACUGCUGUUAAUGUACUGGGAAGAGAGACAUCAGAGGAAUUCAGAGUCAUGGAAAGUGAUAUAGUGUUCAUACCUUGCACACCGGAACUCCGCAAUGUUUUCCAAGAUCAGUCCAAUGACAAGAUGGCAGUGGUGCAAUGGGCCGAAGGGGGUGAAAUAUAUGGUCUUAACUUGAAGAUGAUUUUCCAAAUCCAGGUUCUCAGAGCAUACAAGAUGGAAGAGGUCUGGGUGGGGAAUUACAGUAGUACCUCGAAUUCUACCUAUAAUAGGGUGCUGCAGUUGACUUGGACAUCAGACAUGCCUCUCCAGUGCACAUCCUACUUGGUGAGAAUCCGCUCCAUUGGUGAUGUCAGUAAAUACCAGUUUGCUGGGAAAAGUGCAUGGAGUGAAUGGAGCCCACCAUUAAAACUUGAUGGCCGGGAUGUGACUUACCAGACUGCGUUUGAGUUCUAUCCCCCAGAUUCAACUGUUCUGGAAGAAGGUUCCAGUCCAGUGUUCUGCUGCGUGGUUGGUAAAGGAAAUCACAUCCUGGACUUGACUUUUGACAACUACAGAUACAGAGUCAUCAAAUUAAGUAGCAGGAGCAUGGCUGUCAGUGUGAAGAAUAUUACUUCGCCAAGAGAAUCUGGAGCAAAUGUUUUGUGCACUACAAUGUCUCAAUCUUUCAGUGGAGCAACUAUAUUUAUUGGCUAUCCACCUGAUACACCAAAAAAUGUCAGCUGUGAAACUCGUGAUUUACAAACGAUGAACUGUACAUGGGAACCAGGAAGACCUACUAAGCUAUUUGGAAAGCAUAAGACAAUCUAUAGUCUCAACAUUGGGUCAUCACAGAACUCUUUUCCAUGUGAGGAUGCUUCAAAGCUGUAUCCCGAAUACUGGUGUAGUUUUCCCAUUUCAAAUAUGAAUGCUGAAAUCAAUAUAUCGAUACAUGCAAAAAACCCACUAGGGAAAGCACUGUCCAAUUUAAUUGUGGAUGUGACUCAUGUCUUUCGCCCCUUUGCUCCUCAUCAGCUGAAAGAAGAAAAUACAACAUCAAACUAUAUAACUUUGACCUGGAUGGAUCAGGUUAAUUACAUAGGCAUUGACUUGCUUUGUGAGGUGGUGAUUCAAGAUGAGUCUGGGCAAACUAUGUCACUUAAUUAUUCUGUGCAUGGAAAACCAACAAAUGCACAGCAGAUGAUAAAAUUAAAUAAUUUACAACCCAACACAGAGUAUUCUAUCAAAGUUCGAUAUUCUUCUGUACUGUUUUGGAAAUGGAGUGAAUGGAGCAAUGUUGCUGUGGUCAGAACUAAGAUUGCGGCACCUUCAGUGGGCCUGGAUGUAUGGAGAAUAAUUCUGCCAAACCGCACUGUGAUCAUUUACUGGAAGCCACUGUCACCCAAGGAGGCGAAUGGUCCAAUUUUAUUUUAUAAUGUAUCUUGGUCAAAAAUGGGAAGUGCUUUGAUCAAUAGCACUCAUGUCCAUGGAACAGAUGUACAAAUUCAUCUAGACCAAGCUGGCUACAUUAUCACUGUUGUGGCUCAGAACGAGGCAGGAACAUCGUUGUCUUCUGUGAUCAAAAUCCCUCCACAGCAAGAUGAUGAAAAUAUGACCUUUGAGAAAACUGCUGGUUUUAGGGAUGGAUUCAGUGUGACUUGGCCCAAGCUCCAGGCUGAGAACUGUGGCUAUACUGUACAGUGGUGUGAGUCCUUGAGCUUUCCUGUGUGUAAGGUGGAUUGGCGUAAAUUUCCUUCAAAUACAACAGGUGCCACUAUAAAAUCAGAAGCCUUCCAACCUGGUGUGCAGUACGCACUUGAGGUGUACGAGUGCAGGGAAGAUGGGGAUCACGUUCUGAAGAAGCUGCUUGGGUACACACGUGAACUCGCCCCAGCUGAAGCUCCAAAAGUGAUGAUCAACAAAACCACUGGAGAUUCAGUGCAGAUCAAGUGGAAAAGCAUUCCUUUGGAGAAGCAACGCGGGUUCAUUGAGGGGUUCAAGAUUUAUUACAGUAAAUACCGCAAUAACUCAACAACAAACAAGCCAGCAAAUAUGGGCAAUGAGUCGGCUAAUGUCAUCCUUCAUCCUGACAAGCGGGCGUUCAAGAUUUUAGGCCUUGAACCAGGAAUCACAUACAACAUUGGAGUUAGAGCAUUUACCAAAGGAGGGGACGGUCCCAGCGAUGCAGUCACCGUGACCACGCCGAACAGCCCGAUCGCCCUGAUCCUUGGGAUCAUCUUGCCACUGAUCGGAUUUAUAGUGCUUGUUGUUGUCCUCAGUAUCUUCUGUUACCAAAAGCAAGAAUGGAUCAAAGACACAUUUUAUCCUGAUAUUCCUGAUCCGAUGAACAGCAAAGUUAUCCGGAAUGGAAGCUUUCUUCAGGGAGUCAAUUUAUGCAAAACCCUGGAGCCAAAAGACUGCACACCCAAUGAAGUGCAGGUUGUUGAAAGCAAACCAAUCAAAGCAGAGGAUAAUAACUGCCUCGAGAGAGAACAGGAUGAGGUCAUAUUGGAGGAUAACUCUGAAAAUGAGAGUCAGGAACAAGGUGUCCUGUCAUACCAGCAAAGUAGCACAUCGAUGGAGCUGUCAGGGGAGCCAAAUCCAGCAUUUGAAGUGGCAGCCUCAUUGGUGCAUUGCGUUUACCCCAGUGUAGUAAUGUACACCAGUAUACAGGGCCCCACCCCGGCCCAACAGGAGACAGAAGGGGCGGAUCAGAUGGAGGCUGAUACGGAGGUCAUCGUCAAGUCGGGCUAUCAGCCCCAGAUCCAUUUAGCCACCAAUCCUGCACUGCACAGGCAGCAGCCCGACCUAACACUUCAUGUCAAUGGCUAUCAGCCACAGAUGCAUAACAAAUCCUGGAUCCUCGAUACUGGAGAUUUGCCACCACCGGAACCUGAAUCUGUCGGCAGCCCGACCUCCAUCAAUUCCCAAGCUUUCCUGAUUCCAGAGAAUAUGUUGGGGGAUGGACUGAAACCUAAUGGCAAAACGUGGUCUCUUCCCUUCUUCCAUUCCUGAAUGUCUUCAAGCUCCUACAGUACCUCUGACCUCAGCUGGGGGAGGACUGGGGGGGCGAGAUGGGAGGAGCCCCAGCUUUAAACCGUCACUGUUAAUCUUUGCUCAGUGGGAAUCUCCUCCGUCUCUCAGCAGUAUAGAAAGCCCACAUUAUGGCUGUUUUCCAAGGUUCCCAUGGGCCUGAUGUAGAUGGAGGAAAAAGUUCUUAGUGAGUCUCUAAACAUAACCGGACUGAAGUCAAGGCUCUCUAAGUUCUGUUAGUCGUGUGGGUUAAAUGAUGUGCUCCUUUUCCAUUUUAGACACAAGUGACUGCAGAUGCUGGAACCUGGAAUAAACACCAGAGACUCAUCCAUCUCCCUGACAGAGUUCCUCCAGUCUGUUGCUACUGUUCCUAUGUUCUGUUCAAUGCUAUUAGAUUGUAAUCAUAUUUCUAUAUAACCUUUAGAGGAGAUAUGCAAAGUGGUUUUGCCCGUGGAAUGCAGCGUACUGAGGAAUUGUUCUGAUUUAUUUAGAGAUACAGCAUGGAACAGGCCCUUUGAGCUAUGCCAACAACUGAUUUAGCCCUAGCCCAAUCACAAGAUAAUCUACAAGGGGGGAAGCCACGCAUUUCAUGGGGUGAUGUACAAACUCCUUACAGACAAUGCUGGGAUUGAACUCCAAACUCCAACGUCCUGAGCUAUAAUAGCGUUGCACUAACAGUUAUGCUGCCUUGGUAAUCCAAAUGGUGUGUUUCCAUUCACCUGUGGGAGGUGUGAGUUUGUCAGUGGGAAGAGCAGGCCAUUUGAAAUUAGCAGGUUUCCUGCAAUAUUACAGCUCUGAUCACCCCAUGAAGUGCUAGCCAGCUUCAGUAGCUGAAUUGACCUAAACCUUGUGACUCAACAUUCACAACCUGUAUUUCCAUGGAGCCCCAAGUCACAUCCAAAGGCAGCAGAAACCUCACACCCUCCAGGAAGGGAACUCAGCCUUGAUUGUGUAAAUAUUCUGGCUUGCAGCUGAUUGUAUUUUUCUACUUCAGUGGGGAUUGGGGGUUCUGAACAGAAUUGUUCUGCUGACUGAGCCGAUAUACAAUCACCAUGGUCCUGCUUUUCUAUUUAUCAAAAGCUAUGUGCUUCAUAGUCGAGGCUUUGCUUCAGAGUGCAGUAAGAUGAUGUAAAGAUCAUCUGUGGCAAACUUAAAUAUCCUCUGCCUAUGGUGACCAUAAGCAACUGUUUCAAACUCGAAAGGAGGCUGUGAUCAAUGGAAUUGUUCACUCUGCACUUAUGAUGUGUGACUCCCCUCUGGAAAAGUGGGAGGUGAACUUGACUACCGUUCAUGCAUUUGCUGACACCUCUGAGAUACCAGAUGCAAGAGCAGUGCAGUGUAACUGGGUAAAGUAUUCACAGCUCCGGAGAAUGGGAUCUAUCAUUACUGUGAUGUACAUCUGGAGUCGGUACCGAUGUUUGCUGUAAAUAUUUAAUGUCAGCUUGAUUAUUCAGCUAUCUUAUAAAUCACUGAAUAUAGUAUUGCAUAUACUUAGAUUUCCAAUCAAAAAUAACCAUUUGCCUUUUCUACAGUGUCUGUAGCAGCUGGGUCUAUAGUGCAUGGUGAAUGUAGACAGUGUGGAGAGUUAUAGCUGUACUGAGUCUGUUGCAAGCAAGGAUGAGGUUUCUCUAGCAGAGGGCCAGAAGAGCUCAGCAUUUGUUUAUUUUUGUUGCACGUUAGUCAUAGAACACUAUAGCAGAGACAGGCCCUUUAGCCCAUCUAGUCUGUUAGAAAUAUUAUUCUGUCUAGUCCCAUAACCUGAUCACACCCCUCCCCCAAAAUCCAUGUACUUAUCCAAACUUCUCUUAAAUGUUGCAAUCACUUCCACUUCCUCUUGACAGCUCGUCCACGCUCUCACCACCCUGAGUGACAAAGUUCCUCCGAUGUUCCCCUUAAACAUUUCACCUUUAGUUAAUAGUUUUUCCGAACCUGUACCCGUAUCAAAUCACCCCUCAUUUCCUAACUGAUUCACCUUUUCCUUUAACUCAGGUCCAAUAGGCGUUUGGUAUUGAGGGCAGAUAAAAGUUAGUUUUUGAUGCUCACUCAUCAGCUUAGUAGAUGCCCAUGAGAUCCAUGAAAAAUUCUGUCCAAAAUUGGCCAGAGGUAGAAAGGAAUGUACACAAUGAGCAGUGUGAAAUUGAAUGGUGGUCACAUCAUGAUUUAGACAUAAUUAGGUGAGCAAUGGACUAUUAACAGAUGGGCAGAUUGGAAUGCAGUCAGGGAAGUGGUCAGCAAAUAGGUAAAGAAAUACACCAAUGUGGUGUAGAGAGGUGGCUUUCAGUGCAGAGUAAAUGGUCAGAACAUUUUCCCUUGGUAGCUGUAUGAAACAAGAGUUUUGUCAACAACCUAAGGAUGUACUAGAGGGUGGCCUGCAAGAAUCACCACACAUUUCAGUCCCAUAAUGUUCACCAGAACAAGAGAUCUGAAGAGUUGGUUUUUAUUCCAGGGAAGAUGGUUAAUAUUCGGAAUGUGGAUCUGAUUCAGUGCUACAUGUAGAAUGUGGGCAAAUACAAUGAGGUCAAAUGGCCAUAAAGAUUGGUGUGGCCAAAGGGCAUGUUUCUGUAUAGUCUCAAAGAUCACAGGAGAUGUAGACAAAGUCAUUAACUGGUUAAUAUGAAAGGUUUACUUGUUUGAGAACAGGAAGGCAAGGUUGGAGCUGGUUCUGAAUUGAGGUCAAAACAGUGGGAAGGAUGUGAUGACACAAUAUUAAGGAUAGAUGCUGGGAAGAUUUACUGUAGAGCUGCUCACCUUGGAACAGAAGUACAGACAUUUGCAUAGUGCACAGGAUUACAACAGAUUUACAAGAAGCUGUUCUCAUUGUGGAUGACUCGAGUACCAAGCCACUUGUAUAUGUCUAAAUUGCUCCUUAUGGUUGGUAAAUCGGAUUUUCGCACUGAUAGUAAAUAUACACAAGGCUGCACUGUUGCAUCAUCUGUCCACAAACUCAAGGAUGUUCCUGUCAGUGAAGAGCUUUGGAAUUGUAACUAGUCUGAAUUUUUUUCCAGAAAUGAGCUACAAACUUAGACCAAGCUCCCUACUGCUGUUGCAGUGUGCACUAAACUUUGCUGUUUUACGUGAGCUGGUAUGGAGCUGCAAUUUGCUUAUUAUCGUCUAACUCUGAAUUUACUUUUUAAUAGACCCAAAGGAAGUCAACUCAGAGUUUGCUCCAAGAUUGGGAAUUUUCCUGCACUAGACAUUCUGAGCUAUCUGGGGAGGAAAGACCUUCAAAAUGUUUUUUGUUUCUGACACUGAUUUCAUUACUAAACUUCAAUCUCUGCAAAAGCUGUUUGAAGUAAGUUUGUCCAGUUAAUGUGAAACCCACUAUUUUUGUUACUUUCCUGUUGAGUUGAGGAAGAAAAAUUGUACAGCAUUUACUUGAUGACUUAACCAUUUUACACAGGGAAUUUUUUUUUACCCACACUAAGACAGACCUUUCAGUUAGGUGGUACUGAUCUGGAAGUCGUAUGUAAUUAAAUAUUACUAUCAGGAAUUUAAUCAAAUAGCUUUGUUUUAAAAUAGAUUUUAUGUAGCACAUUAAUAAAUCAGUUAUUUUUUUACAAAUGGAAAAAAUACAGGAGACCUCAGGAGUCCAGAGUAAUCUGGCAAAUACUGCCAGUUUGACCAAUUCCAAACAGAUGUACCUAGGAUGAAAAUGUUAUUCUAUAAUUCUACUAUGUAUAAUAUAUUCAGAAACAGUUAGCCUGUUGUAUGAAGGCAAAGUACCGGGUUAGUGAAUAUCUACUCUGCUGCUAUUGCUCAGUCUAAUAAUGUCCGGGGGGGGGGG
Molecule: messenger RNA, 7802 nt
Organism: Hypanus sabinus (Atlantic stingray)
Lineage: Eukaryota; Metazoa; Chordata; Chondrichthyes; Myliobatiformes; Dasyatidae
Gene: lifra
Product: LIF receptor subunit alpha a
Exons: 22
Coding region: 404-4000 (1198 amino acids)
Biological process (GO): cytokine-mediated signaling pathway
Cellular component (GO): membrane; external side of plasma membrane
Molecular function (GO): protein binding; cytokine receptor activity
Source: RefSeq, a predicted model, not a curated record